Molecule: messenger RNA, 1120 nt
Organism: Salvia miltiorrhiza (redroot sage)
Lineage: Eukaryota; Viridiplantae; Streptophyta; Magnoliopsida; Lamiales; Lamiaceae
Product: transmembrane emp24 domain-containing protein p24delta3-like
Exons: 4
Coding region: 137-784 (215 amino acids)
Biological process (GO): intracellular protein transport; Golgi organization; endoplasmic reticulum to Golgi vesicle-mediated transport
Cellular component (GO): COPII-coated ER to Golgi transport vesicle; endoplasmic reticulum; Golgi apparatus
Source: RefSeq, a predicted model, not a curated record
ACCACUCUCCUCUUUCUAACCAAGUAACCAACCCCCAACCGAAAAAAUUCAAUAAUUAUAAUUACGAUUUUCGAACUCAUUUCUCUCAGAAAUCUCCAAACCUGUCCAUUCCGUUCCCUGCAGUUGAGGAUCGAUUAUGAAGUUAGGGGAAGCGCGUUGGCUGUGGACGCUGCUCAUAGUGGCGGCGGCGGUUCCGGCGGCGCGUGGGUUGUGGUUGGACUUGCCGAGCACGGGAUCGAAGUGCAUCUCCGAGGAAUUGCACAACAACGCCGUUGUUUUAGCUGAUUACUACGCAUUCAUCGGAGAAGACUACGAUGUCAAUGCUACUCAGACUCCGACCAUCACCGUUAAGGUUACAUCACCAUAUGGAAAUGAAAUCCAUCAUAGCGAAAAAGUUGCUCACGGUCAGUUUGCCUUUACGGCAACUGAGGCUGGGAACUACUUGGCAUGCUUUUCACUUGAUGGUGAUCAAGGAGGUAAAAAGGUGACUGUUGGUAUUGACUGGAAAACUGGAAUUGCUGCAAAAGAUUGGGAGAGUGUUGCAAGGAAGGAGAAGAUUGAGGGGCUUGAACUUGAGUUGAAAAAAUUAGAGGAAGCAGUGGAAACUAUCCAUAAUAACUUGUAUCAUCUGGUAAACAGGGAGGCGGAGAUGAGGGAGGUUAGCGAGAGUACUAACGCUAGAGUUGCAUGGUAUAGUUUGAUGGCCCUCACCAUCUGCAUCGUGACCUCGAUUCUCCAGGUUCUGUAUUUGAGGCGAUAUUUCAGGAAGAAGAAGCUCAUUUAGACAGCACUUGGUUCUUUUUCUUCUUACAGAAACCAAAUCCAUUACAAGUUUUUGAAGGAAUCAGGCAGUUAUAUUAUUGAUAUAUAGCAGAGUGAUGUAGUGCAACAAAUUCAUAAAUACAAUUCAAGUUUGUAUUCCAUUCACAUAUUUGUAGUGUUUUCGGUUCUGGAUCAUGACCUGUUCGAUGGACCGGAUCAUGAUGAUCUUGACCUGUCAAUUAAAUUAGAUAUGAGCUGAAACAGACUAAAGAUUGUAUACAGGAAUCAAUUCCAAAGCCAAAUAAUCAAUUGUAUUGCUGAUUUUACUUGAAUAUAACUAUAUAUUGAAACUUAAAUU